CUCGAAUGUGACUGCGGUGUGGGAGCAGAGCGGAGGAUGCGGACAAAAGAGCAACCAGCCGGUGCUAUUUAUAAAGAAAACCAAAGGAAAAUACACUACGCCAGCUAACCAGCGUUGAGGAACACUGUUUAUCAGCGGGUACUUCGUUUCCACAGAGACGAGAAGGGUCUUUAAAACUUACAGGACACCAUGGAAACGGCUGUAUUGAACCUGCACAGCUUAUUUGAUCAGCUGAGGUCACAAAUUGACAUCCUCAAUGAGGGCGUUGAACCCCAGUUCAUUCAGAUGGCACUCAACUUUGAUGACUGUCGCCGAAAAUGGCUGAGGCUUGAGCAGGAGCUGGGCUCUUGCAAGGAGGUUCUCGCCAAAGCAGAGACUGAGAAGGGAGCCUUGGAGGUCAAACUCAAGCAUGCCCGCAACCAAGUGGAUGUGGAGAUCCGGCGGCGCCAGAAGGCUGAGGCUGAUUGUGAGAAGUUGGAUCGUCAAAUCCAGUUGAUCCGGGAGCUCCUGGUCAGUGAGGGAUCCACCAACAGCAUCCAGCUGAAUGAGGAGCAGCGGUCAGCUCUGGCCUUCCUCAACGCACGAUCCCAGGGGCCAUCUAACUUGAAUGCCAGCCGACGACUGGCGCCCAUAGAUGAGUCUGCCUCCAUCUUGUCAGACAUCAGCUAUGACAAAUCUGAUGACUCUCUUGACUGGGACUCCUCUGUUGUGAGGACAGUGCGACUCAAGAGGCGAGAAAAGAGGCGCUCAUCUAGAAAUCAUACCGAUGGUCCUCCAAUUGCCUCCAAAAAGUCUCGAUCAACAGGCAGGACCUCCGAGAGGGGAAAUGAGUCCAUUGUGGCCAAGACCACAGUGACGGUUCCUGCAGAUGGAGGGCCUGUUGAGGCAGUGUCGACAAUUGAGAGUGUUCCCUAUUGGACUCGCAGCAGGAGAAAGACUGCUGCUUUGGAGUGGGACUCCGAGUCUGUCAAGUCUGACUAUGUCUUCAAACAGCCUGACAAGCCCGAGCGAGAGAUAAGAGCGGAGCCCAGCACUCCACAGAGCAACGGCGGCGUCCGCCUUCAUGAGUUUGUCUCCAAAACUGUCAUUAAGCCAGAGUCCUGUGUGCCCUGCGGAAAGAGGAUCAAAUUUGGGAAGAUCUCUCUGAAGUGUCGUGACUGCAGAGUGGUCACGCACCCCGAGUGCCGUGAGCGUUGUCCCCUGCCGUGCAUCCCCAACUUUGUUGGCACACCUGUCAAAAUCGGGGAGGGCACGCUCGCAGACUAUGUCUCAGUCACAUCACCCAUGAUUCCUCCCCUUGUGGUCCACUGCAUCAACGAGAUUGAGCAAAGGGGCCUGCAUGAGACCGGCCUGUACCGCUUGUCUGGUGCCGAGCGCACCGUGAAGGAGCUGAAGGAGAAGUUCCUGCGUGGUAAGACCAUUCCUCUGCUCAGCAAGGUGGACGACAUCCACGCCAUCACCGGCCUGCUCAAGGACUUCCUGAGGAAUCUCAAGGAGCCCCUGCUCACUUUCCGCCUCAACCGGGCCUUUAUGGACGCAGCGGAGAUUUCCGAUGAAGACAACAGCAUCGCUCUAAUGUACCAAACCAUCAGUGACCUGCCACAGGCCAACAGGGACACACUGGCUUUCUUAGCCCUUCACCUCCAGAGAGUUGCUCACAGCACAGACACCAAGAUGGAUAUCAGCAACCUGGCUCGAGUGUUUGGCCCGACCAUCGUGGGGCAUGCAGUUCCCAACCCUGAACCAAUGACAAUCCUGCAGGACACCAAACGGCAGCCUAAGGUUGUUGAGCGUCUGCUGGUUCUGCCUGCGGAUUACUGGCGCCAGUUUGUGAUGGUGGAAAAUGAGCCGCCAAACUCUGAUCACAUGAUCAUCGAGAAUGCAAACUGCUAUGCCACCCCUGAUAUGAAAAGCAAGGGACAAAACCAACUGGGGGUGAGCAUUCUGGGACCUCUUACCACUCCUGAGCACCAGCUUAGCAAAACCCCCUCGUCCAGCUCACUGUCUCAGCGCAUGAAGUCCACCCUGACACCCAGAUUUGGGAGCAAGAGCAAAUCAGAAUUGGGAUUUUCUCGCCAAGGAAACUUCUUUGCAUCUCCACUCCUGAAGUAAUUCAUGGUAGCCUCGGAGCACUUCAGCCUCUUUAUUUACACUGCAAUACCAAACAAUAAAAUGUUAUGGCACAAAGUAUGGUACAGCUUCUGUAUUAGCUAUAAGCACAUCCAUUUUAUGCUCCCUUUCUAUACAUUUGUUUUAAUAUUUCAAAAUGGUAAGAUUUGUAUUUUGAUGUUUUUAAGUGUUUGUAAGAGGAUUAUUUUUCUAACCAUGUGGUAGGUUUUUAAUCUAUGCGCACAGUUGGUGGAGUUUAAUAGCUGAGGCUUUUGCCUCGUCUAAUGUGGCAUUCUCAUUUAACAUCAUAACAUUACGAUGUUGUGCAUUACUUUGUUUGAGAAAUUUGGGCGCAGGUUAAAAAAAUGUCCAUGACUGAAGCUGACAUGCUCACAAAGAUAGGUUUGGAAUUUAAUUUGACAGCUUUUCAACUCAUGUAUCACUCAGAGGUUGAAGAAUUGACUCUUGAGGUUUUCUUUCUGGACCUUAGUUUCACACCCAAGACAGCAUGUAGUCAUCACGUAGUUUUCAUGUUUGUAUUUUUUUGUGUGUGUUUGAAUGCAAUGUGAUCCAUGACAAAUGUACUGAUCUAUGGAAUAUUAAUUGACUGUCUCCACCCCUGGUGAAUUAUACUGUACAUUUACAUUCACAAUUCCCAUUUUCCUUUCAUGCCACGUAAAGGUGCACUACGUAAAAAUCCCAUGCAGUCAACCAAAGUGCCUUUUACACUCGGCUGACAAAAAUAUGGUUUAAGCAUGUACCAUCUAUUGGAGCCAGUCUGAUGGGAGUCAUGUAGAUGAAUUACAUGCUUACUCCACAUGUUUUUAUCGGUAGAGUCUAAAAGGUACUCACUUCAGUCAAGCUGCACUUGCCUAGUGCACCUUUUUACUGCAAAAUGUAGUUGUGCAAAUGAAGCAAUAGGACCUCAGGUCAUAGCUCCCGUAUUAGCUAGAUCAUCUUUGUAAUCAUCUAUGCAAGGCAAGCAUGAUUGGAUGUGAUAUUAUUUGUAGUUCCCAGUGUCUUGAAAAUGGCACAAAACAAUUACAAUUAUCUUUUUCAUAGUGAGUGUUGAAUGUUCUGCACUCAGAGUGGUCCUAAUCAAGUGUUCAUUGUUGGAUUGUUUUGCUCCUUGACAGACUUUAUUCCACUCAGUAAUGUAUAGUGGGAGGCUUAUUAGACAGCAAUACUUUGCAUAAGGCAAUUACUUUUAAGAAAAUACGCCAGUUCAGAAAUUGUGGCAUUUUGUGAUUUAACCAGUAGGACUCAUUUUGUACAUGAAUACACUUUGUAUACAAUUAAUGCAAUUUGUAAAAUACAAUUCUCACCUUUACCAAAAUGUCUUAUGUGUCUGUUUCUUGUGAAAUGAUCUGGUUUCUUUCCUUCCUAUGAUUUCAUCAGUGCUGUUUUCUAUGAGCUGAAGGGCAACUUAAGUUUAUGAAAUCCAGAUGUUCAACAUUCACUUAAGACUCCUUUGACCUCC
Messenger RNA from Myripristis murdjan (pinecone soldierfish), 3589 nucleotides. RefSeq names its product Rac GTPase activating protein 1 (gene racgap1). Gene Ontology annotation, biological process: mitotic cytokinesis; Rho protein signal transduction; mitotic spindle midzone assembly. The coding region runs from base 190 to 2112 and encodes 640 amino acids. Gene Ontology annotation, cellular component: cleavage furrow; nucleus; centralspindlin complex. NCBI's taxonomy places the organism in Eukaryota, Metazoa, Chordata, Actinopteri, Holocentriformes, Holocentridae. The transcript is spliced from 17 exons. Gene Ontology annotation, molecular function: GTPase activator activity. The record is from RefSeq and is a predicted model, not a curated record.